Messenger RNA from Stylophora pistillata, 4319 nucleotides. RefSeq lists its product as uncharacterized. The record is from RefSeq and is a predicted model, not a curated record. Gene Ontology annotation, molecular function: protein binding. NCBI's taxonomy places the organism in Eukaryota, Metazoa, Cnidaria, Anthozoa, Scleractinia, Pocilloporidae.
AAAACAACCUUGGAAGAUCACGAACUUGUAACAACAGAGAAUUAAUUGUAAUUUGGAAACUCUGCUUUUCUUCGUCACUGCUAGAAGAUUUCUAACAAAACUUAUGGCUCUGUCCACCUAAUUGAAGGAAAUAUCUUCAAACCUCUGGAUCCAGUUCUUCUCUCCUUUAAUAAUACUCUUAAAGUACCUUUGGCUCAUUCAAUGGCUUCUUCCAGAGCCCAUCCUACCAUUCCUGCCAAGAAGCCUCCAUCAUCUGUCCCACCUCCUAUACCAUCAAGGGUAGACCUUGGUGAGAUGCCUGUAGAAGCUGUUAGCUCGGAUAAAGGGCUUGAGAAAGAUGACUUAGCAACCAAAAGAUCCCCAAAAAUUAAGGCAAAAGGGAGACCGGAGAUAACCAUAGUGUCAGCAAGACCAUUGGACUCCUCUGGGGUCAUACCACCUCCUUCACACCCCAAUCAGCCUACAUCAGCAACUCAGAUGCCAACCAUUGCUCAAAAGCCAAGCCGAAAACCCAAGAAUAGGGAGCCCCCACCUAGACCCAAGUCCCGGCCUGUGAGUGAAAUUAACUUGCGACCAGAUGAACAGAACAUAGGGGCAAAUUUUGGGGAAGGAGGCAGUGUUCGCAAACCUACUGAGAGGAGUGUGGAGGGAGAGAACUCGAAUGGAGUGGAGAUUCCAACAAAGGGGUCUGUCUCAAGGAUAUCAGCACCAGUUCCUCCAGUGCAGAAGAUAUCAAAAGACAAAGCUGAGGAGGGUGAUAACGAAGGACGGAAAUUAAAUCCUUUUUUUCAUGAUAACUUAGAAUCGAAUGGGAAAGUAGAACCUGAUGCAGUGAAAGAUAUUCCAGCAGCAAAGAAGCCCAUUCCAAAACCCACAGUCAUCCGACUAAAACCUACACAGAAGGAAAAGAAUGACUCAAACCCCUUUGUGGAAGAGGAUGGUCAAAAUAGCAUCAACAGUGCAAUAUCAGUGCAUGACAGAGCCGCAGGAAAGAAAAGCAAACCCACAGUCAUCGUCCCUGCCAAACCAGCAAAGAAAGCAGCAGUUGACACAGAAGGGUUGAAAGAAAAGGAAGAAAACAAAGAGGAAUGUGGCGUAAAACCAAAGCCUGACAGUAGUAACGGAGGAAAACCACCUCCUCCUGCUAAAAAACCCAAGCCGUCUCUUAAACCGAAACCUCACAGUUCCCCAGAAACUCCCAGUAAACCGUCGAGGGAAGAAGCCCAAAAAGAGAUUACAGCUGUCCCCAAACCUAAGAGAAGGCCCACGGUGAUAGUCGCGCCUAGACGUCCUAAGAUGAGUGAAGAAGUGAAGCCUGGAGAGGAAUCUUCCGCAGGUAAGAUUCAAGAGGAUAAACCUCGUCAGAAAUCACCCAGUGCAACUGAGUCUGCGGAGAGCAUGAAAGAGGCAAAAAUCGAAGAGACAGCGGCUGCCUUACCAGCUGUGAAACCAAGGCGUGUUCCCACCAUUAUAGCACCCCGUCCUGGUUCGCCAAGCCCUGGUGCCGACCGUAAACCUCCCAAAAGGCCAAAGAGGGGACCAAGCAUUAAGGCAGCACCGCGACGACCAAGUAGUGCUCCAAGUAAGGAGAACCAAAAUGUCGAUGCCAUUUCAACAGACAGUCAAGACAAACUCAACACGCGAGUCUCCGAGCAGGACGCGGAAACAGUGCAACAGAAAUCACCAAAGCCUAGAAGACCUGUAAGUUUGCCUGGAGUCAAAGGAAAAGAAGCGUUGACGGCUGCAGACGGGGUGGGUGAUACUGCAUCUCCACCAGAAGAGUCGAGUAAUCUGACAAGGAAGAAUUCGAAGAAGAGACCUCCCCCACCCAGGCCCCCUAUGGUGGACCAUGCCAGUGAGGCUGUAGAAGCGACCCAAAAGGUGCGCUCUGAAUCGUUAGACUUAAAAGACAGGUCAAAAAGAAGCAAACCACCGCCCAGACCUCCCGCAGCAAGUCACGUCAGUGAUAGACUGGCUUCGACUCCAGAGGAAGACAAGACUGUCACACAAGACUUUGAUACUGAAAAGUCAAAAAAGAAAAAUAGACCGCCCAGGCCGUCCUCCAAGGUGAUCGACACUAAGCACUCACAUGGGGGUAAAGAGGAAGAUUGUGCAGACGAGAAACCCAAACCAGCAAAACCUGCUCCUAUCGCUCCACUUGGAGCUAAUCUCAUGAAAACGAAUGUGACUGAGACACGAACGGUGGCGGAGUCGUCAGCUGACAAUCACGUGCAGGACAUGUCACAGACAUGUGAUUCCGUACUAGGAGGAGAUGAAUCUGCCACUGAAGCUCACGAGGAGGAUAAAAAUGAAAAGGCGUCUUCAAAAACCAAACCGAAACCCCCGCGGCCUCCAUCUUCAUCAGUGUCGACAAAGAGCAAACCACCUCGACCGUCAGCACCUGGUGAAAAGGAAGAAGUUAAAGAAGAGCAAUCUACGACCCAAGUGUCAUCUGUUAGUAAGACAUACAUUGAACCGUCCGCCAUUGCUCUGUACGACUAUAAACCUACUGCAGUGGAUGACCUGUCAUUUAAUGCAGGCGAUGAAAUUGUUCUAGUACGAAAGAUGGAUGACGAUUGGUACAUAGGCCGCCUCGGCGAUCAACAAGGAAUGUUUCCAGUGAAAUUUGUGGAAAUAAUUGAGGAUCUUCCACAAGAAAUGGAGCCGGAAACUCAACCGCUUGCAACGCCAGGAAGCUCCCCAUUCGACGUAAUGUCAUUGUACGAUUUCCGUGGAAACCUGAUGGAUGGCGAACUAGACUUCGUUGCGGGUGAAAUCAUUCACGUGGUCGCAAAAAUCAACGACGAUUGGUUACGGGGCGAACUCCGAGAACAGACCGGAGCCUUUCCAUGUAACUUCGUUGAUAUAAGCUCAGAUGUAAUCAAUAAUUUGCCUCAGUAUGAGGAAAAGGAGGGUGUUUCCAAAGGUGAUGAAGUAGAAUAUUCCGACCCGAGUGUUAGUUCGUACUGCAAAGCGCUGUAUGAUUACCAGAGCAACGUCUUGCAAGAUCUGAGCUUCAACGCAGGGGAUGUCAUCAGAAUUAACAAGAGAGUUAGUGAGGAAUGGCUUGAAGGUGAACUGCAUGGGAAAAUGGGCAUGUUUCCGGCAGCCUAUAUAGAAAUUCUUCACAACACGCCAGAGCAAAAGAGACAACCAGAGGAGAAAAAGCAUGGCAAUGUUGAGUAUGGUACAGCAUUGUAUGAUUUGACCGGCACAGUAGCCGACGAAUUGACGUUUGAUGAGGGAGACAAAAUAGAAAUUACCGAAAUAAUUAACGAUGAAUGGCUGAGAGGAAAACACAAAGGACAGGAAGGAAUGUUUCCUCGAGCUUUUGUGCAGCUGUCGAAAGAGGAAUCAGAGAAGAACUUCCCACCAGUCAGAAAGGAAAUGAAACCAACGCCAAAAGCUAAGGCCUUAUUUGAUUUUGAUGGCGAAUUUGAAGAUGAGCUGUGUUUUAGGACUGGUGACAUAAUUGUACUACUGGAGCGUGUAAAUGACGAGUGGAUUCAAGGUGAACUGGACGCGAGAGUGGGUCGAUUCCCUGCAGCAUUUGUUGAAAUCCUGACGCCACUGCCAUAAGAUUUUUUCUCAGGUGGAGUCUAACGAAUGAGAAUAAAAAGAAACAAAAAAGGAAAAAAAUCGGAGAAAACAACAAAAAAAUUGUUUCUGUUUCAUAUUUUGAAAUAUAGACGGGAACAAACCAGUUUCAGACAAAAAUUUGAAAAUGUCUUGCAUGAUACUUCGCGACCCAGGAAAAGUGAACUUGAAUAAUUUAGCUUUGUGUUUGUUAUUUGCGUUUGACGUGGAGAAAUCAUAUUAUUUGUGUCGUUUUUUUGUGGAUGUUGUGAAAUCUGAGGGUUUGGGUGCCAUUCUGGACCGGCUGGCCACUCGCCUCUAUAUCAGUGAAGUCUCGUGGGUUGAGUCGCUUCGGUGUGGAUGCCCUGAGGAGAUACGUACACAAAUUACAACCAUUUGAUCGAACGAGUUGAGUGACAACAAAUCACAGCUGUGAGUCUGAGGGUCUAACGACGCAUUUGAUUUUGUCACGCCGAGAGAAAAAUAUCCAUCCCAAGCUUGACCGAACGCAUCAGUUAAUCCAUUAUUAUGACAAUUUUUAGGAAAAAGUACCGUAUUUUUUUGGAAUUAUAUGAAACUGUUUUACAAUAGAGUGUAAAAGGUCAAUAGAUAUUUAUCAAAUUGUGAUGUGGUGUUAUUCAAACAUUUUAAUUGAUACCAGAUCAGAUGAUAUCACUUGUAAAUGAGUGACUCUUUUUAUGAUUGUAAAAAUAGUUCAAAAUAUAUACUAAACUAUUUUUUAA